UCGGCAGGGCCUGUUGUACUUCGGGUUUGGAUUUGAGUGGCAGGGACAUGUGACUGCUGUGCAAGGGGUUAUUUUUGGUGUCUGGGUGUCGGCCUCUCGUCAGAAGUCACGGCAAGUUAGCGCGAGAUGCACUUGGGGAGGCUCCGAAAACGGCAGGCAUGGUUGCGUGAGCUUUUCAACUUUCGAACAUGGGUUGUUGCUUCAGCAAAGAAGUCAGCAGUGACAGGGACAGCGAAAAAGCUGGCCUGUUGCCUGAAUCUGUGGAGGAGGCGGAGUCAGGGCACCAGAUAAGUAAAGCUUUGUCUUCAUUAUUUGAUACCCUUGAAGGUGAGGAGCUGCCCAGCGUCCGACAUGGAGGCGGCGGCGGAGCGGCUGCUGGAGCCGCUCUGUGGGUGAGGGCUUCCACGAGGACGGGGCCCCCGCGGGGGCUGAGGCUGUCGUUGGACUCUGUGUCCCCUCCUGUGCCCCAGUUCCUGCCUAGGUCUGAAAGCUUCGAGGAGAGAGAGACGAAUUCAGAGGCUGUUGCUCUUGAGCACAGUUGUGGCCGUGUCUCGGUCACUCGCAGUGUGAGCUCUGCCGGGGAACAGGGUUUCUCUGAAGACAUUCGUCCCAAAGGUGACGCGGCUCUGUCUUCUGGCCAGGGCGUGCAGGGAGGCGCCCUCGUAGGGAGCCAUCUCGGCCGUCCCCCAGCCGCUCGCAUAAAUGCCCUCACCGAGCACGACAGGGUGGUAAACGUUCAGAUCCGAAGUGACAGUAGCUCUUCAGACAGGUCUGGUGGGGGGGUGACGGGCAGACACCCUGUUUGCAGUGGUCACCAGGCACAUGGGGCUCGGAGAGAGAGCGAGUUGUACAGUGUUUGUGUUGUAGAUCCUGACAGCCUGGGCCUUGCCGAGGAGCUGGGUGCCCCUGUGUGUGGCGCAGCUGCCGGGGAAGACAGUUGCUCAGCUGUCACCUCUGAGGAACUUCGCACAGGGGCCCGGCCGCCGGGGAAGGCUGCACAAGGCCCAGGACAGUUAGCUGCCCCGCAGGAAGAGCGGUCCCCACGGGGCAUGCCCAGCCCAAAUGAAAGGAAGGAAGUUUUUAAGGAAAAUACUAAACCUGGUUUGGAACUAACAACUGUGUCUUUAAGGGCUCACGCUUAUACCGGGUUCCCUCAAGAUUGCACAGAAAGCAGCACAGUAUGUAAUGCGGGCACACUCCCUGCGCUUAACCGUAACGUGGGCACUAGCUCCCCGGGACGUGUGUGUGCCCUCCCUGAAGGAAGUGAGAACUGUAGUCUAGAACAGGUAAGUCCCACGGGUGACUCGCACGUUGAUUCACUAACCCACCCUUCAGAAACGGAGAGAAAUGGUGAAUCUGGGGCUGUAGCAGCGAGCGUAGGCCAGAGCUCUAACUCUGAAAAGGAAAGAGAAGAUAGUUCUUUGAGACCACUGAAAGAUAGUGAUUAUUUCCGCUUUGAUGUUAGCAGGCCAGAAGGUAGUCUGCUUCCCCGGAGUCUAGAUAGGAUUCAUCCGAGUUGGGAAAGCUGUGUCCCUUGCCUGAGCCUUAGAAACCAGCGUCUUCCCAUUCAUGCCAGUUUCCGAGAAGCAGCCCGUAAUGGACCCGGUGAUGCUGGACCGGCCCGCCUGCUGGGGCCAGCCAUGGCCGGGGGGCAGCAGCCCAGUGUCUGCGGCCUGAGACCUGGAAGCAUCCAGCCCGUGAACAAAGCACACUUGUCUUUGCAAUCUGAAAGUAGUUCAUCUUACCCAGAUAAGGAUAAAAUGAGCAUUUUUGAAGAAGAGGGUCAUGGACAGAGGGCUUGCGAAUGGAGACCUUCACAUCAGGUGGCAGACCUGUGUGCAGACCCUGGGGCCAGCGCGGCCCAAGCACAGACCUGCGAUGUAGCUGCUGCGCUGUGCAAGACGGGCGCAAAGGGGGUGUUCCCCAGAACAGGCACCCCGGAACUCGGAAGCUCCCAGGAAGUGCCCCCAGAUGGCAAGUCUCUGGACGGCUCCCGCUGUUUGCAGGGUGGCUUUAUUUCCCCUGCGUUUGCUUUCGCCGGCCCAGAACGUGAAACUGGCCCGUGUGUUAAAACGGAAGAUGUGGUGUGUGUGAAGAGCGCAGUGAGCGACCGGCCAGGGUCGGGAGGGGCCCGAAAAGAGUCACUGAAGGCCAGUCCAAGAGAGCCCCGUGAGGAUGACAGAGGAGAUGUGAAGUCAGACUCGGAAACCGCCUCCCUCUGGGGGACCAGCGCAGCACCCCACGGGGCGGCUCCUGGGCUGGCGACCUCCACGGCGCCACCUGGUGGCAGCAGCCGCUGCCCACAGGAGGGCGGCGCGGCCGGAGCCCUGAGUGCUUGCAGAUGGGAGGGUCCGGGUCGCGCUCCGCCUCUGAGCCAGGGUUGGAGUUCGGGUGAGCAGAGGUCACAGGUAGGAGAGACGGACUCUCUUCACAGCCGUGAAGAGGCAGGACUGCCGCAGGUUUGCUCGGACUCGGCUGAGGAGUGCGCGGAUGCCUUAGGGGGUGGCGCGACGGGGUCGACCGGGCCGGCAGCAGCAGGUCAGGGGCGGGAGAGGGACAGCAUCCACGCUUGCUGGGUGAGCACACACGCACGCCACAUCGGGCAGAGUCGUGCCCGACCCGUGCCCAGUGGCCCUGCGUGGAGCGGCGGAGUGGACGUUGUGGGAAGUCCACAGGUGACUGUCCGAGAAAUGGAGCUGGGGGAGACUCUCGAGGCGUGUUCCCGUGUGGCCCGAGUGGAUGGAUGCACAGACCCUCCUCACGAGGUGCUGCAGGUGGUUCCCGUCCCCCUAGGGGACAGUGCAGAAAUAGCAGUGCCACACGGCGGGGCCCGUGUCUUCCCCCUCCCAGGAGACGCUGUAAAUACACCUGCGAGUCCCGCAGGAGGGGACUUGCCCAGCUUCCCAGGGCCGUGGUGCUCCCCGUCUCUGCAUGAACCUGCCUGUUACCCAGUGGGAGCGUUUGCAAGUGCGACAUUUUCUGAGGGACUGGCCGACGGCUGCCGGGAGCAUCCAGAGGGCUGCACGUGGGCUUGCGCCGUCGGGAACAAGGCCUUGGAAGAGGAGCAGGUGCCCAGCGCGUGUCUGCACGGGAGGCCGCUGGCCGUAGAGGUCGCUCUCUUGUGGCUGGAGAAGCCCCCCUACCAGCUACCAGCGGCAGAAGAGGCUGUUCUCUGGGGAUGGCAGAAUAGAGGUGGACAGUUAGUACCGACAGCCAAGGUUUCGGAGCUAAACCCUAAUGCUAAAGUGUGGGGGACGCCGGUGUUGCACUUGGAAGCGGGCAGCGCGGCGGACGGCGGUGUGAGUGCCGCCUGGGCGGAGCCGUCGGGCCCUUGCACGGACCGCAGCCAGGAGGGAUUGGAUGCCAAUGGUGAUGGUGACAAAAGUCGUGAGAAUGUGGCGCUGUCAGAUUUGCAGGAGUCAGACCAGACCGCGGUGAGCUCUUUGGCUCUGGGUCGCUCGGAACAUGAGUCUCCGCCUGAAAAUAGCGAGACCGGAGGAAAUGAGUCUCAGCCGGAAAGCCCGGAGGACCCCCGAGAAGUACUUAAAAAGACGUUGGAAUUCUGCUUAUCUAGGGAGAACCUGGCUAGCGACAUGUACCUUAUAUCGCAGAUGGACAGUGAUCAGUAUGUGCCAAUCACCACGGUAGCUAACCUGGACCACGUCAAGAAGCUCAGCACUGACAUGAACUUGAUUGUGGAGGUGCUGAGGUCUUUACCGUUAGUCCAAGUGGAUGAGAAGGGAGAAAAAGUGAGGCCAAAUCAGAGUCGUUGCAUUGUGAUCCUGCGGGAAAUACCGGAGUCCACGCCUGUAGAAGAAGUAGAAGCACUAUUUAAAGGAGACAAUUUACCGAAAUUUAUAAACUGUGAAUUUGCCUAUAACGAUAAUUGGUUUAUUACGUUUGAAACUGAAGCUGAUGCACAGCAGGCUUACAAGUAUCUACGAGAAGAAGUCAAAACUUUUCAAGGAAAACCAAUUAAGGCACGGAUAAAAGCAAAGGCAAUAGCUAUAAACACAUUUUUGCCAAAGAAUGGAUUUAGACCUCUGGACAUGAGCCUUUACGCGCAGCAGCGCUACACAGCCUCCUUUUACUUGCCUCCGGUCUACAGCCCCCAGCAGCAGUUCCCCCUGUACAGCCUGAUCGCCCCCCAGACGUGGUCGGCGACACACAGCUAUCUCGACCCCCCCCUGGUGACUCCGUUUCCAAAUACUGGAUUUAUAAAUGGGUUUACGUCUCCAACCUUCAAACCUGCAGCCUCUCCUCUGACUUCCCUCAGACAGUACCCUCCACGAAGCAGGAAUCCUAGUAAAUCUCAUCUACGCCACGCCGUUCCCACCGCAGAGAGAGGAGCUGGGCUAUUAGAAAGCCCUUCGAUAUUUAACUUCACCGCUGAUCGGCUAAUUAACGGUGUUCGAAGCCCGCAGACACGGCAGACAGGUCAGCCUAGAACACGGAUACAGAACCCUCCGACCUACACCAAGAGGGAGGUUGGGUCUGGCCGAGUGGAGCAGAGCAGCGCGGAGUCGCCUCCUGGCUUAGGGAGAGGGAGGAAGAAUUCCUUUGGCUACCGGAAGAAACGGGAGGAGAAGCUGACAAGGAGUCAAACUCAGUCUCCAACGCCACCAAAGCCCCCGUCCCCGAGCUUCGAGUUAGGACUGUCCAACUUCCCUCCGUUGCCUGGGGCAGCAGGCCACCUGAAGACAGAGGACCUGUUUGAAAACAGGCUGUCUAGCUUGUUACUAGGGUCCUCGAAAGAAAGGAGCCUAAACGCGGAUGCAGGCACGAGCACGCUUCCCGCGGUGACCCCCAGAGAGCCCUUGGUGCCGGCUCCCUGUGCCGCGUCUGCAGCCUAUGGGCGCUCCCCCUCCCCCGUCCGGCUGCCGGAGGAUCCCAAGAUGGUGGAGAAGCAGAGAGAAGCCUCGAGUGUGGACAGACUUCCUUCUGCCCUAACUGCAACGGCCAGUAAGUCGGUGCAGGUGAACGGCGCUGCCACGGAAUUGCGAAAACCCAGCUACGCGGAGAUUUGUCAGAGGACGAGUAGAGAGCCUCCGUCUUCCCCGUCGCAGCCGCCGAAAGAACAGAAGCCCAACGCCGUCGGCUGCGGGAAGGAAGAAAAGAAGCUCGCCGAGAGAGAGCCCCCCGCCCCCAAGUCCAACCCGGGACCACCCAAAGACCAGAGGAGGCCACCAGGCCGCCGGCCCUCGCCCCCGGCCGCCGGGAAGCGUCCACACAGAGAACAGAGCACCCCUCCCAAGUCCCCUCAGUGAGCGCCGAGGUCUGGGAGGGCUGUGAGGAGCUGGGGUCGCCACAACGAAGCACUGCCCCCCUCGGGGCCAAGAAUGAGCCGCUGGUUAGGGGCUUGCAGCGUAGACAAGGCCGGUGAGGUGCCUGCAAGUGAUUUUUCUUCCAUGAGUCAGAUUUCCCCCCUCUUGAAAAAAAUCUAUUUUUCAGGAUUUAAUUAAUAUAAACCUUAUUUUAGGUUGGUGCUUAACUGGAGGUGAUGCAUAAGUCUGAUUUUUUUCAGGAUAGAAAAUGCAUUUAUCCUAACAAAUUGAUAUUUUUAUUAAGCCUCCAUGUGGCUAUGAAUGCAAGCUAUAUAUAGUGAGUUUUUCUAAAUUAAGCGGAACUAUGCUCCUUCUUUUUUUAAAAUAACUGGUUAGCAAGUGCAUUCCUCUGCGAUGUCCAGACCGAUGCGUGGGCUGAGGACGGCCGGGAUGGAGGGUGGACGUGACACGGUCCGUGUGGCCCGGAGAAGAGAUGGGGUCCGGUCGCGCCCUCGCUGGCAUGGGAGUUGUACUUCAUUCAGAACCUUAGCAAGUGACGCUAGUGUUUUUGUUUUUGUUUUUGUUUUUGUUUUUAAAAAAGUAUAGCCCGUUUUUGAUCUACUGGGCGAGAUGCACCCAAGAGAGCCCUGAAACCUUGAGUUUUGAUGUGCUGCAAGCAAGUAACCAGCCGCUCACUCCUGGCUCACAUGGCUGUUGUGUAAGAUAGAGUCAAAGCACAUUGUGAAUAGAACUGAAAUGAAAACAUAAACCUGGUUGCCCACUGACGUGUCCCCGCGAAAAUGUGCCCUGAUGUUGUCUUGCUCAUGGGAGCUGCGGGGUGGGCGUGGGUGCUGGCGUGGCUCCCGCGUCUGUCCCCUGUUAGCCGGCUCCGUGGGCGCCUUCCUGGACCUCCGCGGCGGCACACAGUGGAAGUGUUCCUUAAGUCGUGAGAGAGCGGUGUCUGUGGUGCCCUCGGCGGCGAGGCUCGCCGUUCCUCCAAGAUGAGGGUCUCCGUGACCCUCUGGAAGUGCUGCGCUCAACACCACGCAUGCACUCACGCUAGCAGUUCAUAAUAAAGUUAAAUAUAAAUUAUUUUGUUUUAAAAUGCCUAAAUUUUUUCUUGAAGUAUUCUGAGCAGCAGACAUUAAAACAUUUCCUGCUAAAUGUAACCAUACAGUUUAUUCUACAGAAAGUUAUUUAACAAGACUGAGGGUUCUUUUUAAAACAUUAUUUCCAUCCAAUAUUUAAAGACUUGAAUUUUAUUUAAACUUGAAAAUGACUUUGCCUUAACUUUUGUAUAAGACAGCUUAGAGUUGGUGGAGACUGGCCCCUGGGUUGGCGCGAGUGGGUCACAGAGCCGCUCGGUUGGGUGGGGCUGCCGCCGCGGGUGUCGCUGAGUGCACGCUCUGUAGCACAGGGCCUGGCAGUGGCGUCUGUCAUAGACCCGAAGAUCUUCAACAGUUGACCUUUUUCAGAUGGUUGGGAAAUCCUGUAAAUGCAGAUGGUCAAUGCUGUAUUACAUACGUGCACCUGGGAGUGUGUGCUUUGCUUGUACAGUUGUAAAUAAUCAGAACAUAUUAAAAAGGUACCCUACAGAGAAAAAUCUGAUAAAAAUUAUUGAUAUAUUAUAAAUGUUGCUAUUGAGCUGGAUGUAGAUAAACUAAAUGUUGUGGUUUGAAUAUUAUUUUAAUUUGUUGAGGUGUUUUUCUUUUUCUCUGAUGCUGGUCUGUUGGUCUGAUUCUGCCUCUUUGCUGCUGCAGAAGGGAAAUGGAAAGUCCCAGCAAAGCCUUCCGACGUUUUCCUGCUCUUCUCACAGGUCUGUAAAUACGCACUAAUCAUAGCUAAUGUGAAAGCAGAAUGUAGGAAGCAGAAACUGGCAGGGGCUUCAGGAGACGGUAAAGAUAAUCUACUUAAAAUCAGAACGAGCACAGUUCGCCCUGCCAGAGGGGCGCCCGCCCCGGUGCGCGGGACCGUCUCCUCAGAGAAGCCGUCAGGACUCGAGUGCCCGCAGCACACCGUGCUAGCAUGAGAGGAGCGAGGGGGUUUCUUUUUCUGUAGGCGAGGGAUUGCGGACUUAAGAAAUCAGGAAUUACUUGACCUCUGACGCCCCGACUCCCACGAGUGCUGUAAGGAGAGCUGGAAAGUUGAGGCCCAAGAUGUCCUGCCUGCGGUGGUCUUUGCCGGCGGAGGGAGCGGACGCAGUCUGCCUCCGUCCCCCACCCCCCGUCCGCAGACCCCGUGGAGCUGACACCGCUAGCGCCAGCUGUAGCCGUCCCCCGCAGGCAGGGUGAAGGUGGCCAGUAGUGACAGCCAGCGGGGCCCGACCAGGCCCCGGGGGCGGCUGGUGCGCGGGAGCGGCGUGGCCUGGCGGUCUGGCCCCGCGCUGCUGCCCCGCGGCCCCGCCGGUGGCGUCCAGGGUCGCGGCUCGCCUGCGGGGGUGUUUAUAGCGCCCUUCCCAGUGAAGCCAAGAUGAUCCGCGAAGUAGCUGCGUCUCGUGUCUGCGCACCAGCGUUCAGAGCACGGGGCACUUUCCGCUCACGGAAGGGCGGCCCUGCUAGAGGAGGCUGGGAGACGGCGGCGGCCAGCGGUUGGAGGCGCUUGUCCGUCUGUAGAAGCAGAAGUCUUUGCUUUCCCCGCAGCGUCUCAGGGCGAGGAGUCAGAGAGACAGCACUCACAAAUGACAUGUAACUUGUGAAAUCGUGUGGGGACACUUGCAAUUUGGAAAUAGAGGGAGGAGAAUCUCGCCCCGUUUCACCAGACAUGAAUUUCCGUAGAGUAGUUGCUUUUUAAGAGUUGGGGUCCCGAUGUUCCUGGUCUGGCCCGCCGGUCCCCGCAUCACUGACUGUCACUAGCGGGCAGCAGUGGACGCUUCAGGUGGCCGAGUCGGCCAGGGUCGCGCGGUUUGCACGUACGAGCUGGUUCGGCGUGCUGCCAGAGCCGCGGGUGAGAAGGUGCGCGUCUGCGCCUGCCGCCAGCGGCUGUGGUCGCGGCUCGUGCGCCUGGGGGCCUGUCCCCUGGAGCGGCAGACAAUCCAAGCCGGAGGUGGGGCCGGCAGCCGCCAGGCCACGGAGCGGGACGUAAUCCGGAAGCUUUCUGGAGGGCCUUUGUUUCUGUUCUACUUCUUUUCAUUAAGACUGGAAUCAAGCUUACGUGUAAACUAUUGAUAAUUUAAGUUUCCUUUUGUGUCAUUCAGUGUAAAACUGUCUAAUUUGGAAAAAAUGUAGGUUAUGAAAAAUAAAGAUUUAGGCACUGUUCAA
Molecule: messenger RNA, 8521 nt
Organism: Mustela lutreola (European mink)
Lineage: Eukaryota; Metazoa; Chordata; Mammalia; Carnivora; Mustelidae
Gene: LARP4B
Product: La ribonucleoprotein 4B
Exons: 16
Coding region: 189-5267 (1692 amino acids)
Biological process (GO): positive regulation of translation
Cellular component (GO): cytoplasmic stress granule; cytosol
Molecular function (GO): mRNA 3'-UTR binding
Source: RefSeq, a predicted model, not a curated record